Sclerotinia sclerotiorum 1980 UF-70 is the source of this 582-nucleotide messenger RNA. RefSeq lists its product as hypothetical. The record is from RefSeq and is a predicted model, not a curated record. The transcript is spliced from 4 exons. Bases 1 to 582 code for a protein of 193 amino acids. Lineage: Eukaryota; Fungi; Ascomycota; Leotiomycetes; Helotiales; Sclerotiniaceae.
AUGGCGCGUCUUGCAGCUCUUCUCGGUCUUGCUACCGUCAUCUCCCAAUGCUCUGCACAUUUCCUCUUGAACCAUCCCGUAACCUAUGGCUUCAACGACGAUGCAGAGGGAACAGCUCCUUGCGGUGGAUUUUCCGUUGCUUUUGAUCACAAUGUCACAUAUUUCCAUGUCGAUGGAGAUUCAAUUUCAAUGACCACCACUCACCCAUCUACAACAUGGUUGCUCCGAGCAAUGGUGGGAAGUGACACUGCCGCCGCAAACUGGACCAACCUCAUUCCCACUGUCCAACAAUCUGGUCUCGGCGAUUUCUGUCAACCAAGCGUGACGGUUCCAUCUACAUUCGCUGGAAACAAGGGUGUCAUAAAUGACUUCUCUACCAAUGCGCCGCCGUGUCAUUCGUUCAAGGAUCUGCAACCGACGUUCCUUCCUCAUGCAAGAAUGGAACCGGGGUAUCGGCAAGCUACGCUGCUGACGCAGCCCUCUCCAGCCUCCCGGCCUCCGCGACUGCGACUGCGACCGCGACCGCAUCCUCCUCGAGUGGAACAGCUGCCGCAUCAAGUUCUAGCGCGGCUGGCGCUUUGA